CUGGAAGAUUGGCCACGAGCAUCAGGCGCGCACACGGUCCAGACGGCGCCCACGACUCUCCAUCAUCAUUCAAUUCAUCCAUCGCCCAUGUUCCUCAAACACGCCCCUGCGUCAAAUCUCGUCCUCGCCCUCCGGCUGCCAGAGAUCUGAUCUCACUCUACCGUACCACCAUCCGCCUCUUUUUUUUUCUUUUUGCUUCUUGCAUCCCACCACCACCUCCACCACCUCCUCCAUCAUCCCACCUUGUAAUUGCCUCUCCCUCCGCUUCUCCCCUCCCGUUCCCGCGCACACCCUUCCCCACCUAGACACACACGCACGCACACAAUCUCUCUCUCUGUCUCUCUCUCGCGCGCUCGCUUCGUUACACGUCUCUCUCGGUCUGAUUGCUUUGAUUUCAAUCCCGCAAGCUCAUACACGUCGUCCAGGACAUGAUAAGGUUCCGCGUCCAGCACCGACUCCUUAGCCUUCGUCCACGCCUGACAAGCCGCUGCUAGGAGCUCUGUUUUCUCUUGUACUUGCAACGUUCGGGGCUAUGGUCCGAUUAAUUUAACUGUUGAUAUUGUUGUGGUUGCUGCUCCGAGCUCACACUCAUCGAGAUCGCUCACACGACCCCUCCGCGCCCGCCAGACAGGUCGCUUUUUUGGCCACACGUACACUCACCUUUUGCUUAUACCUCAAACUCCAUACGCCCGUACAGCUCUGGUGCCGCCUCAUCUCAGACAGAAAUGCGCCGCUACAGCAGGCCUGGUGCCGGCGGCACAAUGCACGCCCACAAGACGAACGGCGCUGCGAUACCUGAUCCCAUCUCCUUGAUCCGGUCCUACGACUCCGAAACCAUCCUCUCGCGCCCGGUUCGCCCGUCUCCUCUCUCGGCCUCCAACAUUCAAGGCCUUCCGCUCGAUCUGAUCGAGAGGCUACGCUCAUUUCCUCUUUUCCAGUCGGCGCCAGACUCCUUUCUCGCUGAGAUCGGAUCGCACCUGCGACCCCAGCUAUAUUCCGCUCACGACUACAUCCUUACAGAAGGCGACGAGGCAAAAGCCAUGUACUGGCUCGUGAGAGGCUCCUUGCGCGUAACCUCCAGAGAUGGCGAGAGUACGUACGCCGAGCUGAAGCCCGGCGCUUUCUUUGGCGAGAUCGGUAUUCUCAUGGACAUACCGCGCACCGCCACCAUCAUAGCGAAGCUAAAGUCCCUGGUCGUUCGCCUUAACAAGGAGGACCUGCAAAAAGUGCUUCCCAACUACCCGGACGUCGAGCGCGCCAUCCGAGACGAGGCGCAAGAACGACUGACGAUUCUCGAGAGGAAGAAAAAGGAGAGCGGCCAGACAAUGUCGACAAGGCCGACAAAGUCGAGCAAACGGCCGCGAUCGGAUGGAGACGUCAUCAUGGGAGAAGCAGGCAUAUUGAGAGAUGGCCAGAUCAUCAGCUCCAAAAAGCGCAAGUCUCCAAGCCCGAGUUUGGCCGACACGGUGCAGACGAGCGGCAUGGGCAGUGGCUCCUUCAACGUGCGACACCUGCUGAAGGAGCUCCCGCUGUUUGCCUCGUUGCCCCCAGAAAUCCUUCACUUUAUCGGCAUGAAUGCGCAACCAAGGACUUUCCCUCCAUUCACAGACAUCAUCAAACAAGGCUCGACCGGUCGAGACGUCUUCUUCAUCGUGCGAGGCGAGGUCGAGGUCAUCAACGACAUGCCCAUCAAGCUCAACGGAAACCUGAGUUCCGGCGACAAAUCUCGCGUUGGCUCCAUCGUCAAGGCUCGGCUUAAAGCUGGUCAGUACUUUGGCGAGGUCGUCAGUUUGUCUCUGGCAAAGCGCCGGACCGCAACGGUCCGUUCCGUCUCGUCCGUCGAAUGUCUCAUGAUCAGCGGUAGCGUUCUCGACGAACUUUGGGACAAAUGCGGGCCGGAGCUACGUCGACAGGUUGAGAGGACCGCCAGGGACAGGCUUGAAACCGCGCGACAGGGUGUGGACGGCGACGUGUUCAUGUCGGACGCGGACAACACACCCGCUCUGUCUCGGCUUGAUCUCGACGACAGAUCGCCCAAGUCCCCUGGCGAGAAGGUCCCCAAGGUUACCUUUGCCUCAACCGACAACAAGCUUGACCGUAUCGAGGAGGUGCCGGCCGUCGAAUCUGUGGACCCCGAUCCGUAUCUCAACGUGGAUCUGGAAAACGUUAGGUCACGGUCGCGUCGAGGUUCGCUCGCACCCCCAUCGCCAUCGAAUGGUUCCCCUCCAACAGAGUCUCCUGGAACGACCACGCCUCGGUCGCCCCACAGGUCGAACAGCAUCAGCAGAUCCUCCUGGCCCACGUCUUUAAAGUCCGAGCCAGCGUCUCCGAUCCGCAGACUGUUUGCCCCGAAACGCAACAAACUGGCCAGGCUGCGCAGCCAAGACACUGUUGGUAUUUUCCCUGAAAAAGUUCUGAUUAAUAUUUUCGAACAUCUCGACAUAUACGAAUUAAUGAAGCUACGAGCGGUCUCACAUUACUGGAAGAAUCUUCUCACGAACAAUCCCAAUGUCCUUCGUAAUCUGGAUCUACGACCUUAUAAUCGCUACGUGACGGACGAGGUUCUGAUCAGCAUCAUCUGCCCGUUUGUGGGAGCGCGGCCGCAGCAUGUUGACAUCAGCAACUGUUUUCAUGUGACGGACGAGGGAUUCGCGACUCUGGCAUCCACGUGCGCUGCGAACAUCAAAAGUUGGAAGAUGAAAAGUGUUUGGGAUAUUACCGGCCAGGCUGUUCUUGACAUGGUGAACGAGGCAAAGAAUUUGGAGGAGAUCGAUCUUAGCAACUGCCGCAAGGUUGGCGAUAACCUGCUUGCAAGAGUGAUUGGGUGGGUUGUGCCAGAGAUUCUCCCCAGCGUAGGUCCCCAGAAUCAGCAGCAACUGAGCAAUCGCAAGAUGGGACAGAAGAACAUGACGGGAAAUCAGCCUCAGAAUCAGCCGGCUCCGGGCACGGUCAUCGGCUGUCCACGACUGAAGCGCUUGACGCUUUCUUACUGCAAGCAUAUCACCGACCGCUCUAUGGCACAUAUCGCUGUUCACGCAUCCUCGCGGUUGGAAGAAAUGGACCUCACUCGGUGCACAACGAUUACAGACGGUGGUUUCCAGCACUGGAGCAUCUAUCCGUUUCCACGCCUUCGGAAACUGGUUCUCGCAGACUGCACAUAUCUGACCGAUCACGCUAUUGUAUGUCUGGCCAAUGCAGCAAAAGCUCUCAAGGAGUUGGACCUCUCCUUUUGCUGCGCACUCUCUGACACCGCUACCGAGGUUAUCGCCCUUGGUUGUCCAAACCUGACCCAUCUCAACAUGGCUUUCUGCGGCUCGGCUGUGUCUGACGGAUCACUCCGCUCAAUCGGCCUUCAUCUCCUUGAACUUCGGGCCCUUUGUGUUCGGGGCUGUGUCCGUGUUACUGGGAUGGGCGUCGAGGCAGUCGUGGACGGUUGCAGCAAGUUAGAGCACUUCGACGUCUCACAAUGCCGGAACCUGCAACAGUGGGUUGAAGAAGGCGGAGUGCAGCGCGUCAAUAACCAAAUUGCUCUCGGCAUCGCGCCUGGUACGGCGGGACGAAGAGAUGUCCCGAUCAAGUUUGAUGUGGUGGCAGAUGGAUCAUGGAGAAGCGGUCGCUGAGGUUUUUUUUUUUUUCUUUUUUUUUUUUUUAAAAAAAAAAAACCCACCGUCACACGGACUGUAUACACGCCUGUCGCUACGAGCCUACAGCUGAGAUGAUGACUUAAUGACUUAAUGAGGGAGUUUGCCAUGAGUGCAAACCACCGCACAGCUGACUUGUAACUUUCCUUUGUCAAAAAAAAUUUUUGCAUAUGGAGCUAACGGAUGUCUUGAUGAUACCACACGGGUUAGAUGAUGCUCGACUCAAUUGGAGUCCGUCAAUGUGAAAAUUUUUUGUUUCUCUUGUACUUUGGCUGGCUCCACAGUUGUAAAAUCACUUUGACGGUCGUGAUGCGCAGAAACUCAAACGAGGUGUUUGGAUAAUGGGAGGCACGCACUAGCCAAAGAACGGCGCGAAAGCUAGCAAAUCACGAUUAUCUUCAAUUCAUCUCUA
Molecule: messenger RNA, 4053 nt
Organism: Verruconis gallopava
Lineage: Eukaryota; Fungi; Ascomycota; Dothideomycetes; Venturiales; Sympoventuriaceae
Exons: 2
Coding region: 726-3620 (964 amino acids)
Molecular function (GO): protein binding; protein-containing complex binding
Source: RefSeq, a predicted model, not a curated record